UCCGCCCUUGGAAAUCAAAGAAAAGACAAGGGCAUUUAGGUAAAACACACACUCAUAAACCUCUCUCAUCAUUGCCUUAUUUCAAUUUGCUUUGCCCUCUUCUAGCGGCUGUGUUCGGGAAAACCUCUGUAUUUUCGAUUUCAAGAAGGGGCAAAGUUGGUUUGUCCAAACAGGUGUAAAUAGGAAUAUCGUGAAUUUAGAACUCUUUUAUUGCUGUGAACGUGAAUAAUGGGACCGAGGUGGAAAGGAAAAGGGGCAGAAGUUAAAGCUCUUGCAGAUCCAAUUUCAGAAAUAGUCCGACAGUUCCAAUCUUCUCUGAUCAGCUCAAAUUCUAGAGGAAUGCUUUCUGGUACGAAUGUAUUUCUUAAAGCAGAUGCAGAGCUAACUGACCUCCUCAAUCGUGCAUGUUUUGGUAGGCCUAGGGUAACAUCAGAAAAGAAUGAGCAAUGGUUUCAGCUCUCCAUGGAAGAAGCUUUUUACCUUCAAUAUUCUCUAAAAUGCAUUACGGUCGUUGACUACAAUGACACUGAACUGAACAACAAUGAGUUAUGGAAGUAUAUGACAUCCAGGAAGGACAAGUUUCCUAUCUUAGUCAAAGCUUUUUCUCACCUUAGAAGUAAGAACUGGGUGGUUAGAUCGGGCUCUCAGUAUGGGGUAGACUUUGUUGCCUAUCGUCAUCAUCCUGCUUUGGUACAUUCUGAAUAUGCUGUGCUCGUUUUAUCAGCACAAGAUGGUAGUGCAAAUGGUCGCUUGAGGGUUUGGUCCGACUUCCACUGCACUCUUCGCCUUUGUGGUAGUGUGGCGAAAACAUUAUUGAUUCUUGAUAUUGAGCAACAACAAAGUUGUGCAGCUUCUCCAUCAUGCGUAGAUGAUUAUAUUGUUGAAGAGAGAACAAUCACAAGAUGGAGUCCAGAGCAAGGCCGUGAGAAAAAGUAAGAUGUGACUCAAGUUAAAUCUGUUGAGAUGCACCACAAAGCUCUUCAGGAGGCACCUCCCGGUGACAAUGCUGGAUUCAACGUGAAUAAUGUUGUGGUUAAGGAUCUCAAGCGUGGUUUGUAGCUUCCAACUCCAAAAAUGACUCAGACGCGGGCUUCCAGCUUCACCUUCCAAGUGAUCAUGAACCAUCCUGAACAGAUUGGAAACAGAUAUGCCCCUGCUCUCGAUUGCCACACCUCCCCCCCAUUGCCGUCAAGUUUGCUGAAAUCUUGACCAAGAUUGAUAGGUGGUCUGGCAAGGAACAUGAGAAGGAGGUCAAGUUCUUAAAGAAUGGUGAUGCCGGCAUGGUUAAGAUGAUUCCCGCAAAGCCUAUGGUUGUUGGGACCUUCUCAAAGUACCCACCAUUGGGUCGUUUUGCUGUGAGGGACAUGCAUCAAACUGCUGCUGUUGGUAUUAUCAGAACAUUGACAAGAAGGAUCCAACCAGUGCCAAGGCCACCAAGACUAUUCACAAGAAGUGCUGAGGCAGUAUGUUUUGAUUAAUGUCUACCUAUUUUUGUUUAUCUGCAUUAGAUGUUCUCAAAUUUUGUUAUGGAAAACUACCUAUCGAUGCCACUCUCAUUGCUGUCAAUGAUAUUUGGCUAACCUUUUGUUGAAGUACAAAAGUUAAAGACCA
This is a messenger RNA of Capsicum annuum, 1611 nucleotides long. Its product is annotated as tRNA-splicing endonuclease subunit Sen2-1-like. The transcript is spliced from 2 exons. NCBI's taxonomy places the organism in Eukaryota, Viridiplantae, Streptophyta, Magnoliopsida, Solanales, Solanaceae. Gene Ontology annotation, biological process: tRNA-type intron splice site recognition and cleavage; tRNA splicing, via endonucleolytic cleavage and ligation. Gene Ontology annotation, molecular function: nucleic acid binding; tRNA-intron lyase activity. Gene Ontology annotation, cellular component: tRNA-intron endonuclease complex. Bases 229 to 936 code for a protein of 235 amino acids. The record is from RefSeq and is a predicted model, not a curated record.